Molecule: messenger RNA, 672 nt
Organism: Halichondria panicea
Lineage: Eukaryota; Metazoa; Porifera; Demospongiae; Suberitida; Halichondriidae
Product: AP-2 complex subunit sigma
Exons: 5
Coding region: 160-588 (142 amino acids)
Biological process (GO): protein transport; clathrin-dependent endocytosis
Cellular component (GO): intracellular membrane-bounded organelle; AP-2 adaptor complex
Molecular function (GO): clathrin-cargo adaptor activity
Source: RefSeq, a predicted model, not a curated record
AGCUCGCCAACCCAAUUAAACGCUGUGAAAAUAAUAUUGGAGCUCAACCUUACACGAAAAACAAGAAACCCAGCUAGCUAGAGUUAGCUAGCUAGAUACAUAUAUAUAUAGCUCUAGCUGUGAAUUAUUCAAGCCUGCUGUGUUCCUGUUCUGAGUAUUAUGAUUCGUUUCAUUCUGAUACAAAACCGAGCAGGAAAGACUCGGUUAGCAAAGUGGUACAUGCACUUUGAGGAUGACGAAAAGCAGAAGCUGAUUGAGGAAGUUCACUCGAUUGUAACUGUCAGGGAUGCCAAACAUACAAACUUUGUAGCUUUUCGCAACUUUAAAAUUGUCUACCGCCGCUAUGCCGGUCUGUUUUUCAUUAUCUGUGUGGACCUAGACGACAACAAUUUGGCCUACCUUGAAGCUAUUCAUAACUUUGUUGAGGUCCUGAACGAAUUCUUCCACAAUGUGUGCGAACUGGAUCUUGUUUUCAAUUUCUACAAGGUGUAUGCUGUUGUGGAUGAAAUGUUCCUUGCUGGUGAAAUACGGGAAACCAGUCAACAAAAGGUUCUCCAACAGCUGCAUUAUCUAAACACACUCGACUGAAUUCCCAGUAGUACUAUGUUUCUACUGAUCGAACAUUUUACAGCAGCAGUACAUUAAUGUUUCACAUGAAAUAUUAUACCUUUG